This is a messenger RNA of Debaryomyces tyrocola, 897 nucleotides long. The record is from the annotation of a GenBank genome assembly. Lineage: Eukaryota; Fungi; Ascomycota; Pichiomycetes; Serinales; Debaryomycetaceae.
AUGAAUUUUAAAUAUAAAGCUAGGACACAUUUAGUAUCUUAUGAGGAAGCCCCUUAUAAAAGGUUUUUUAAUAGAUUAAACAAAUGGCCAUCAAUGCCUAUCUUGCAAAUCCAUAAUAAACAAGGUAUAGUUUCAGGAGCAAAAGAUGAUAUAAAGAGACCUCAAAUAAACUCAUCAAGUUCGAUGAGCCUAAGUUCUGCCACAUAUAACUUGUUUGACACGUCGAAGUCUGGGAGUGAAACUAAAUCUAACAUUGAGAACUGUGAUUCCUAUGAAUUAGAUCACCCAUUUAACUCAUGUUACGAUGAGUUCGACUCCGAAAAACAAAUCGCUGACUCUCAGAGAGUUAAGUCAGAAAAUAUACAAAGUUCUUCUAUAUCAUUACAAACGUUGGAGCUCACAAUAGAUACAUGUAAGAUAUUUGAAAGUAAGGAGCCGGUUUGUGAGCAAUUAUUUGAUAUCUCGUUACUGUCGUUUGAUGAAUCAGAUGCCAGCAGCUUAGUAAAUGUGCUAAAUACAUUGAAGUUUAAUAAUGAAUCAGAUUCGAGCAAUAUGAAAUCUCAGCAAGAAAGAAGAAAAUUUAAAUACCGAAGUGAAAAUACUGUUUACCCUUUAAAAAAUAAUGAAAAUUUAGUCUAUGUAAGGAAAGACGGAGCUAACAGAAACUUAAAAGAUCCCUAUCUGAAAGAUGUUUCAAGACAACAGGAUAAUAGGUCAGAAGAGGUUGAAAGUAUUUAUUCCGUAAACGACAGUCUCUCGAAAGAAUAUUUAAUGCAUUUUAAAGAUCGAUUAAAAGAAAUAAGGAAAGAAAAUAUGACAAUUCCAGUGACAAAUAAACCUAUCCACAACGGAAAUAGGUUUAGUAGGGUAUUCAACUAUUGUUUUCUGAUGAGAUAA